GGCGUUUGGAUCCCCAAGUGGGUGCCUGACUCCGUGCGUGGAUCUGGGGAAAGCUGCGGACGCCAGAAGGCCCGCUGACACCGCGGCGCAACUAUGAGCUCAUCAGGCGCGGAAGACCAGGACGGCGAACGUGCUCUGCGCGCACACGCACAAGAGUGAGAUCAUCGCGCCCUCGUAGUAUGCGCGCGCGCACACGCAGCCUGGAACCCAACGGAUGGGGUCACGUGGGACUAGGGCUCCUCCGCGAGGGGAACGCCUCCGCCCUUUCUAAAGAUGUCCCGGAAGUGCCUCUGCCCUCAGUAAAAAUGGCCGUACCACCGGGCAUGAAAGAGUUGGGGCUGCGCCUGCGCAACAAGUUCGGCGGGGAAGAUGGCGGAUGACAAGGAUUCUCUGCCCAAGCUUAAGGAUCUGGCGUUUCUCAAGAAUCAGCUGGAGCGCCUGCAGCGGCGCGUAGAAGAUGAAGUGAACAGUGGUGUGGGCCAGGAUGGCUCGCUCCUAUCCUCCCCAUUCCUCAAGGGCUUCCUGGCCGGCUACGUGGUAGCCAAACUAAGGGCGUCAGCAGUAUUGGGCUUUGCCGUGGGCACCUGCACUGGCAUCUAUGUAGCCCAGGCAUAUGCUGUGCCUAACGUGGAGAAGACAUUGAGGGACUAUCUGCAGUCACUGCGCAAGGGACCCGACUAGCUCUGGAUCCCAUGGGGGAGGCAGGAUGAGCAGCUGGGGCCUGCAGGUGGAGGCCUCUCAACCACAGACACCAUAUCUCGUUUCCCUGGCUGUCACCCGUUUGCUGUCUCCACCCUUCCUGCCACCGUCAUCCUUGAUUUCCUUCCUGCAUAGGGUGGACAGUGGCUGGUCAGCCUGCACCUUGGACACCUUCCCACCCUUACCCCAUGGGACUGGCCCCAAGACUGUGGCUUCAAGGGCCACCAACCUCUUUUCCAGCCCUGACUGUGGAGUUUGCAGCUAACUUUGAUCCUCUAUAUUCUCUCUGGCAAUGUACCACAGCUGUACCCUCCUUGGAGCUGGCUCCAUAACUUGCUUUUCCUCAGCCCUGUUACAACCUCCCUGCAGCCCCUUGCUACACAGACCACCCAGGAUCUUGUAUGGGCAUGAGUGUAGAGGACGGGGGUCUGCCAGGCCUGGGCCGUCCCAGGCAGGCCCGCUGGAUCCUGAUGCUACUCCUGUCCA
Loxodonta africana (African savanna elephant) is the source of this 1185-nucleotide messenger RNA. It is a transcript of the gene SURMIR, whose product is annotated as SLC35A4 upstream open reading frame protein. The coding region runs from base 370 to 681 and encodes 103 amino acids. The transcript is spliced from 3 exons. The record is from RefSeq and is a predicted model, not a curated record. Lineage: Eukaryota; Metazoa; Chordata; Mammalia; Proboscidea; Elephantidae.